AUUUUUAUUUCGAGAUUAUAUAAACUGUAGUAUUAAUAAUAGUGAAAAAAUAUAUUUGUAAAAGAAAAGUGCCAAUAAAAAUGUCAGUGACGCUUUCCAAUUCAUACAUGAAAAACCCAAUGAAUCUACAAAUGAAACGUGAAUUUGAGGAUUACACAGAAGGGAGCGAGACAAAAAUUGAUCAGAAUGAUAAUAAUUCAAGCGAUGCUAAUUCUGAGAGUAGCGAUUUAGAGAAUAAUGGACCCAAUGAUGAUGCAGAGAAUACAGCUUUGGAUUAUACAGAAAACACACUGGCGUUGCAUCCAGUAGCAGAUUUCAUUAAGAAAGAGUUUGUACCUGACUUUGAUUUUGGGAAUCCAUUUCGAAACCAGAAUUUGAGUUUCAAAGAUGGCUUCCAAAGUCGUUCACCAUUUCUUCUUCCAACGCAAUUAUAUAAAAGUUUUCUGGCCAGUCUUGGUAAGAGAAGGCGGAAUAUAACAGACUGUUACUCGCUCUAUCCGAGGAGUAUGCUGUUUUCAAAUGGAUUUGGUACAGAAACCUCAGAUGAUGAGAAUAUUGGAGAUGGAACUACUGAUUCUCCAGAUGAGAAGGCGGGUGCGUCGUCAGCGUUUGUGUGGAGUGGAGGGGGGGUGGCCGGCGGCGGGGGGCAGGAGCAGCCGGCCGCGCAACCAGCCGCCGUCCCCACUGGCACCUCAGGUGGUGGCGGGGCCCAGGGCCUGGUGCAUUGGAUGUCGGUUAUGGCAGAGCAUAUGGGAGGGGGGCAUCAUGACCCCUCCCACUACGCGUUGCCACCAUGGAAUAAUGGCGGUGUCGAUCACUGCCAACAAAAAGAUGGCCUGGAAUACGCCGCGUGGUCACGACCACGGGGUGCCAUGGCCAUCAAGCAAGGCUACGAGGUGAGACGUUGUGGUAGACGUGCGUUCAAAAUGAACACGGACGCGCGCACCAUUGUAGCCAUCAAGCGACAUCUCGCUCGACUUAAAACCGUCUGGGUCACCACCAGUCGAUGA
This is a messenger RNA of Achroia grisella, 1010 nucleotides long. RefSeq lists its product as uncharacterized. Lineage: Eukaryota; Metazoa; Arthropoda; Insecta; Lepidoptera; Pyralidae. The record is from RefSeq and is a predicted model, not a curated record. The transcript has 5 exons. The coding region runs from base 81 to 1010 and encodes 309 amino acids.